ACAUGGAUGACAUGCUCGACAAGCGUGGGGAGGAGUUCCUGAACGAGGACGAGGCGGAAGAGAUCCGGGGGUUGGUGAAGAAGAGGUGGGAUCAAGACUUGGCUUGCCCCUUGCACGUGGUUGGCCGGAUGCUCAAUCCGGCCAACCAAACAGAGGGAAUCUUCCGCAAGGAUAAGGAGUGCACCACUGUUUUGAAAAAGUUCCUCUCCACCCACUUCGACCGGCGCAUGGUCACCCUCCCGAAUGGGAGGACGGUGAAGGAAUCAGUGGUGCUUCAGGACGGCCUCACCGACUUCUUCACCAUGCGCGGCAGCUUUGGCCUUGCCGAGGCAAUCGCUGACCGUGAGUUGGUGAAGGCGGGAGAGAUGGACAUGGUGCGGUGGUGGACUUGGCAUGGCACCGACCAUCCUGCCCUCACCGCCCUCGCUUGCCGUGUCCUCACACAAGCCGUCUCUGCAGCCGCAUGCGAGCGCAAUUGGGCGGUGUGGGACUCAGUCCACACCGCCAAGCGCAACCGCUUGGGGUCGGAGAAGUGCCGGGAUUUGGUGUACGUGGCCCACAACUGGCAUGUGGUCCACAACUGCGUGAUGUUAAUGUGAAAAGAAAAUUUCUGCUGUCCC
Molecule: messenger RNA, 620 nt
Organism: Closterium sp. NIES-67
Lineage: Eukaryota; Viridiplantae; Streptophyta; Zygnematophyceae; Desmidiales; Closteriaceae
Source: the annotation of a GenBank genome assembly